AUCCUGCAUAAAACCUCCCACAUUCCAUUGCCAGCUCCAACACCAUCGACUGGAAGCCCACACAAACCCUCAAGAAUGCAUCCAUCCAGUUCAAUUUUACAUAUUCUGCAACGUGUCGGAUCAUAUGUAGCCACAAAUCUCUCGUUAUCAUAUUUGGAAGCGGCAAGGAUCAUUGAAGAGAAAUUUCAGAAGCUCCUUGGAUUUCUGUCCAUGAAGCUUGCUACCAUGUCCAGAUGUGUGGCACAAUUCAUCACACACUCUUUCUGGCGUCUGGUUUUCCAAAGCAAUCCUUUUGUAGUUCAACUCAUUUACUUCAUGGCAAUCUCCUUUGCUGGUUUUCUUGCUCUGAAGAGUCUCAACCCACAUGGGAAGCCAGUUCCAAGGGAUUUUGACCUGAUGUUCACCUCUGUGUCCACAGCGACUGUCUCAAGCAUGUCGACAAUUCAGAUGGAGGACUUAUCUGACCAGCAGCUCUGGGUUCUGAUCCUUCUCAUGCUAUUGGGAGGGGAAGUGUUCACUUCAAUGCUAGGGCUUCAUUUGAACAAUGCAAAGGCCAACAAAGAAGAGCUUUCUCAAAGAAGUUUAAGUUCGAUCAGGAGGGAAAUCGAGGCCAGCAUUUCUGCCAACAACAUAGAUCAGAUUGAUAUGGAAUCUGGCCAAUCAGAAGCUGUUAUAUCACACAACCAGGUACAGCAAACCAAAAGCACAAGACAUAGUUCUCGCACUAUCUUGGCCCACAUAGUGACAGGUUAUUUUUUUGCUAGUGUUGUGUGCAGCUCUGUAGUCAUUAUUAUUUACUUUUGGCUUAAUUCAGAUGCAAGGCAAGUCCUACAAAGUAAAGAGAUCAAAAUAUGCACCUUUGCCAUCUUCACAGCAAUGUCCUCAUUUGCAAACUGUGGGUUCACUCCCCUAAACAGUAAUAUGCAAGCUUUCACAAAGAACUCUGUUCUUUUGCUUCUAGUGAUCCCCCAAAUUCUAGCAGGCAAUUCUUUAUUUUCACCACUCCUAAGGUUAAGCGUGUGGGCCUUGGGGAAAGUCAGUGGAAAACAAGAGUACGCUCACAUCCUUCAGCAUCCUGAGGAGACUGGAUACAAGCAUUUGCCCACACAGCGGAACUCUGUUUACAUCUUUCUGACAGUAACAGGGCUGAUUUUGUUGCAAGUUAUAUGUCUUUUCUCUUUCGAGCGGGGUUCAAAGGCCUUUGGAAGAAUGAACUGGUUUCAGAAAUUGGUAGGCUCGUUGUUUCAGAGUGCCAAUACAAGACAAGCCGGUGAAGCUGUUGUUGAUAUCUCCACCUUCUCAUCACCAACUUUGUUGCUACUUGCAAUAGUCAUGUACCUUCCUUCCAAUGUAUCAUUUCUCCCAAUGAAUAGUGAUAAACAUCCCUUGGCAGAUAAAAAUCCGAGUCGAAGAGCAAUGUGGAAGGAUUUUAGCAUUACCAGCCCUGCAUGCCUCGCAUUAUUCACAUUUUUGGCAUGUAUAACUGAAAGGAAAUCAAUGUCUGCCGAUCCACUAAAUUUCAAUGUCUUCAGCAUGAUGUUUGAAGUGAUCAGGCAAGUUCAUAUCCUUGCACAACCAAAGUCAUGCCCAUUCCAGAAACAGCAUCUAAGCAUGAGUUAUAUCGACAAGGGAAAAAUGCAAUCAGCAAAAACAGCAUAAGCCAAUUUCCAGCGCGUUCGGCAAUGUGGGGUACUCGCUAGGCUACAGUUGUGAGAAGUUGAUGAAACCUGAUGCCGCUUGCAAAGCUGCUUCAUAUGGGUUUGUCGGCUGGUGGACCGAUGAGGGUAAGCUGAUAAUUAUCUUGGUGAUGUUCAUCGGGAGGCUCAAAAAGUUCAUCAUCAAAGAGGAAAAAGAUUGACCGUGCACGCACAGCACCACAUCAGAGGGUGGAAGCUGCCCGAUUACAAGAAUCAUGAAGUAGUGGAUCAGCUAAAUCCAGAGCCUUGCCAUCUUCUGCAUCGCAUGGGGAAAGAUUGUCUGAGCAGCAAUUCCAUCUGUACAAAAUGCAAGAGAAUCAUCAGAGAAUGAAUGAAUGAAGAAAUCAUGAGUGUCAAGCUGGCAA
Molecule: messenger RNA, 2062 nt
Organism: Panicum hallii
Lineage: Eukaryota; Viridiplantae; Streptophyta; Magnoliopsida; Poales; Poaceae
Product: cation transporter HKT4-like
Exons: 3
Coding region: 76-1659 (527 amino acids)
Biological process (GO): transmembrane transport; monoatomic cation transport
Cellular component (GO): plasma membrane
Molecular function (GO): monoatomic cation transmembrane transporter activity
Source: RefSeq, a predicted model, not a curated record